AUGUGGCGUCAAUUCGGUCUGCUCUGCGCGCUACUAGGUGUUACUGCUACUGCUGAUACAUCUAGCAACGCUACCGGGUGGCACAUGGCACCUAUCACCAUCAUGACGGCCCGCAUCCAAGGCGACCCUCCUGUCUGGAACGCAGAGUUGGGUCUCUGGCUCUCCAAGUACGGGAUCAACGUGAAUAAACAGUCGGUCAAGUGCGAGCGCAAGAACAAGAUGCAGUACGUUGUGUUCUACGAAAUGGUGAUCAUGCAGCCAACCAGUAGCAUCGCGUACUACAACAACAAGCACAAUGUCCCUGAGUUUGGCCCAUUUGUGGCCAUGGACGGUGGCAAGUGCACGAAUGCAGGAGUCGACUUGCCUGAAAGCUGCAAGGUCUACUACGGAUUGGACGGAACCAUAAACGUUGGUCCGAAUGUUGGCUGCAGCCUUCAAUCAUCGGAUCCACGUGCACUUUACCCUGGCACUUCCUGGAUUUCAUUCCCAAACUCAUGCGCUCAUAAAUACCGUGCGGAGAAGACGCAUGAGUUCAGAGCUCAGUUCCCUGGUGGUCUUUGUCCCAUGGGAGUACAACCUGAUGGAGUGAUCUGCACGUUCACUUACAAGAUCAAGGGCUACUUAAACAUCGACGACCUGGUUGGAAUUACCAAGAUGGGCUUUAGCAGCUACCAGCAGUUUUGCGAAAGUGGCGGUGUGGAGUUCAAGGCUACGAACACUGGUCAAGGAUUCCAAGUGGAGCAGUGUAUUGAUUUUUGGAAAAAUUCUGGUGACCCACAGGCGAAUGCCAUGCGCACCACUCAAAUGAUUGACAUGUAUAACCAAAUGUCAAGUAGCGGUUCCAUCCCCAACAUGACCCCGCUUCCAAAUGUUGAGGUGCUCACCGAAUCGAACCCGCCUUGCUACCGAAAUAGCGCGACAUGUGCACAGGCUCAAUACGGUUGCAAGCGUGAAGGGCUUUCACAAAUCUGUUCGGUGUGUAACGGCGAGGAGCCUGGUUGUAAGAAGGCUCCUGCAGACUACUCAUUCCCCGUCCUGUCGUAG
Molecule: messenger RNA, 1044 nt
Organism: Peronospora farinosa
Lineage: Eukaryota; Oomycota; Peronosporomycetes; Peronosporales; Peronosporaceae
Source: the annotation of a GenBank genome assembly